AUGCCGUCCACGAUUGAGGGAAGCACAGCGCGAAGCUUUCCUACUAUCAAGCAUGUCCGCACCUUCAUCACGCAAGGGCCAGGGUCAGGCGGCGACUACCACAAUGUGCACGGCGGCCAUUGGCUCAUUGACAGCAAGAUAUCCACGCCCAUGUCCCAGUACGAGAAGUACAGGAAGUCGCGCACGAGCUGGGGUAUUAACGUGCUUGGUUCCUUCUGUGUGGAGAUUGAGGCGACCGAUGGAACCAAGGGCUUCGCGACUGGUUUUGGAGGGCCGCCAGCAUGCUGGUUGGUCGCAGAGCACUUCGAGCGGUUUCUGAUCGGUCAAGACCCCCGGGAUACAAACCACAUCUUCGAGCAGAUGUACCGCGGAUCCAUGUUCUAUGGUCGAAAGGGCCUACCGGUAGCGGUCAUCUCCGUCAUCGAUCUCGCCAUCUGGGAUCUUCUGGGCAAGAUCCGAAACGAGCCCGUAUACAAGAUGAUCGGCGGCGCAACAAGAGAAAGACUGAAUUUCUACUGCACUGGUCCUGAGCCGCUUGCAGCCAAGGAGAUGGGCUUCUGGGGUGCAAAGGUGCCCCUCCCAUAUGGCCCGGGAGAGGGUCCUGAGGGACUGAAGAAGAACGUGGAAUUUCUCACAAAACACCGCGAAAGCGUUGGUCCCGACUUCCCCAUUAUGGUUGAUUGCUACAUGAGCCUGAAUGUACAAUACACCAUCGAGGUUGUGGCGGCGACCGAACACCUCAAUCUGAACUGGUGGGAGGAAUGUCUCUCGCCUGACGAUACGGACGGUUUCGAAUUGAUCAAGCGUGCACACCCGCGGAUGAAGUUCACCACCGGCGAGCACGAAUACUCGAGAUAUGGCUUCAGGAAGCUGAUUGAGGGGCGCAACCUGGACAUACUCCAGCCAGACGUCAUGUGGGUUGGAGGCAUGACCGAGCUGCUCAAGAUCUCCGCAAUGGCAGCCGCGUACGACAUCCCCGUCGUCCCGCAUGCCAGCGGUCCAUACUCUUAUCACUUUGUCGUCAGCCAGGCGCAUUCUCCAUUUCAGGAGUAUCUGGCAAACUCCCCAGACGGCAAAUCGGUCUUGCCAGUGUUCGGUGAUCUGUUCCUCAACGAGCCCAUUCCCACCAAGGGCUACCUCGAUGUAUCUAUCCUCGAUAAGCCUGGGUUUGGUCUUGAACUCAACCCGAAAGCUCGGUUGAUUGAUGCUACGAACAUCUUGAACCCCGCGCCGGCCAAGUCAUUGAAAGCGCCGGAGCAGGCGCCGGUCGAGGCUGAAGAUGCUAAGACCAAUGGCGAUGCCGUUACCUCCACGCUCGAGAAGCUGAACAUCACCGGCGGCGGCGCGCAGGGCGUUCCCACAAAGGAGCCCACCGAGGAGCAGCUCAAUGAGCUCAAGUCCAAGUAUGAGAAAGCAGGGCAGGAGCAGGUCUUCGCCUUCUACGACAAGCUCUCCACAGCUGAGAAGGCGGCGUUGUACGAGCAGCUGCAGAACUUCAACCCUGACUACAUCAACGAGAUCACAGACAAGGCACUCAACCCACCCAAGGCGGAGUCCGCCGAGGACAAGCUCGAGCCGCUUCCCGAAAAUGCCACAUCGUCGGUCCUCGAUUCGAGCGCGGAGGACCUCCAGAAAUGGUACGACAGCGGUCUUGAGCUGAUUGCAGAGAACAAGGUGGCGGUGGUUCUGAUGGCCGGUGGCCAAGGCACACGGUUGGGCAGCUCCGACCCCAAGGGCUGCUUCAACAUUGGGCUGCCCAGCAGCAAGUCGCUAUUCCAGCUGCAGGGUGAGCGCAUAGUCAAGGCUGAGAAGCUGGCCAAGAAGAAGCACGGCAAGGAGAGCGUCACAAUCCCCUGGUAUGUCAUGACCAGCGGACCCACGCGUGCCCCUACACAGAAGUUCUUCGAAGAGAAGAAUUACUUUGGACUGAAGAAGGAGAACGUCAUCAUCUUCGAGCAGGGUGUACUUCCUUGCAUCUCGAAUGAGGGCAAGAUCCUUCUCGAGAGCAAGUCAAAGGUCGCUGUUGCACCCGAUGGCAACGGUGGUCUCUACCAAGCGCUCAUCAACGCUGGCGUAGUUUCAGAUAUGGGCAAGCGCGGCAUCAAGCACAUCCAUGCAUACUGUGUCGACAACUGCCUCGUCAAGGUCGCUGACCCUGCCUUCAUUGGCUUCUCCGCGUCCCAGAAGGUCGACAUCGCCACCAAGGUUGUCCGCAAGCGUGACGCCAAGGAGUCGGUUGGACUCAUCCUGCAGAAGAACGGCAAACCUGACGUCGUCGAAUACUCCGAGAUCUCCACCGAGGAUGCGGAGGCCACGGAGUCCUCCGGUCUCCUCAAGUUCCGCGCCGCGAAUAUUGUGAACCACUACUACUCGUACGAAUUCCUCGAGAGCAUUCCCGAGUGGGCAAAGAAGCUGCCCCACCACGUCGCGCGCAAGAAGAUCCCCUUCGUGAACACGGAGACCGGCGAGACGGUCAAGCCGGAGAAGCCCAACGGCAUUAAGCUGGAGCAGUUCGUCUUCGACUGCUUCCCGUUCUUGUCGCUCGACAAGUUUGCCUGCAUGGAGGUCAAGCGUGAAGACGAGUUCUCGCCCCUGAAGAACGCGUCUGGGGAAGACAGCCCUCAGAGUAGCAAGAAGGACAUAAUGACCCAGGGUAAGAAGUGGGUGGAGGCUGCGGGUGCUACCGUAGUCAGCGAGGACUCUGAAGCAGGAGUCGAGGUGUCGCCUUUGAUCUCAUACGGCGGUGAGGGUCUCGAGUUCGUCAAGAACACGACCAUUACGGCUCCGGCUGUUAUUGAGAACGAGCCUUAAGCGCUAUUCGAAUGUAUAACUGGGGAAGUGUUGCACAUGUGUGCUCUAACCAAAGGAGUCACACGGUCUUACGAACAUAACGAAACAUAAAAUAUGUGUAUACUGAAUGUCUUUCGAAUAUGAUGGGCAUCUCCGUCCCAAAACGGUGUUUCCGCCAUUCUAAGAGUGAUGCAGUGAGGGCUACCGGACUUCCCUCGACACUAAAGAGCUCUUACCUCAACAGUCCCAUACUCAUGUGAGCGUAAUCUGGGUCGCUGAAGAACUGGUGCCAAUGUCGCACAACGCUAACCAGGGUCCUGCCUCUCGGGCGUCUCGCGUGGUCGACAAGAGGGU
This is a messenger RNA of Paraphaeosphaeria sporulosa, 3144 nucleotides long. Its product is annotated as nucleotide-diphospho-sugar transferase. Gene Ontology annotation, molecular function: UDP-N-acetylglucosamine diphosphorylase activity; L-rhamnonate dehydratase activity. The record is from RefSeq and is a predicted model, not a curated record. Gene Ontology annotation, biological process: UDP-N-acetylglucosamine biosynthetic process. The transcript has 5 exons. Bases 1 to 2811 code for a protein of 936 amino acids. Lineage: Eukaryota; Fungi; Ascomycota; Dothideomycetes; Pleosporales; Didymosphaeriaceae.